UCAAAACGUUUCCCUGCUUUUAUCUGCUCAACUCCGCUCCCACAAAUUGUUUUCUCGUCUAUCAAAAUUGGUGUCGCGCCGUUUGCAUGUCAUGAUGAUUUCCACCUGGAUUCUCCUCCUCGCUUCUUUCCUCAUCCCCGCGCUUGCCGAGAAGUUCACCCUUCCCAUCACGAAGACAGCAAGAACUAUCCCGAGAAUUAUCUCACCAUUCCCAGAUCAACGUAACCGAGCUCAAAAGCCCCUAAACGGCAAUUUCAAGCUUUCCUCCCACGCUCCUGUCAAUUCAUUCUCCAAGCCACAUGGCUCCCCAGUUGAAGAGCAAAAUUUCUUCCUAUACACAACAAACAUAUCCCUCGGCACUCCACCUCAAUCCUUCCGCGCAGUCGUCGACCUAAACUGGGCGGACCUCUUCGUCCCGUCAUCAGGUUGCUACUCACGGUCUCCAUACCCCCGAUAUUGCAGUCCCGGCAACGCCACCUACAACGCCAGUGCCUCAUCAACAUAUUACGACAACGGCACCAUCACGCAAAUCUCUUAUGGGCCAUUUGACGCUUAUGCUCGUCUCUCCGAGGAUGUUCUGACCUUUGCAGAUGGACUGCAAGUCCCUGGACAGGUCUUUCAUGACAUCAAGUACUACUCCUGGGUCGACAACUUUUAUACAGAUCUCUUUGAUGGCGUGGCGCUAGGGCUUGCUGUUGAGAAGCAAUGGAUGCCUGGUCUUGAUAGUCGUCCCACAGAGAACAUCCUCCCUAGCCCAUUCAGAAACAUGAUCGAUAACAACCUCCUGGAUGAGAACAUGUUCUCCAUCGUCUGGCCAAGCAAAACGCAGGAGGAAGGAAGUCUCGUCUUCGGCAGCUAUGACGAAGACUUGCUUGCUGGAGACUUGAUUUCUCACCCUUUGUUCCCAGAAGACACGACGAGGUGGCAAGUAGAGCUAGAGAACAUUUCCAUGGUGGGCGACAGCGACUGUGGGGGGAAGAAAGUCCUGGUCGACAAAUCCAUUCCUGGUGGCAAAGCCUUCUUCAUGUCUGUCAUGCCAUUCAUCGGUUUUCCCUACACGAUCGCUCAAAGCCUAGUGCACCACAUGUACGCGUGGGAAAGUCGUUGUGGGCCAUAUAUGGUCGUUGACUGCGACGAGAUUGCGUCUCUGCCGGAAAUCACGAUCGGGCUGAAAGGCCAGAAUGUGACGCUGAAGGGCGAAGAUUAUGUGCAGAAGAUUGGAUAUCCGUUGUCUUGUAUGUUUCCUGGGGAGGAGUGUGCGGUGAUGUUUGACGCGGUGAUGGAGUCUGAAAAUACGGUCAUUCUUGGGAUGCCGUUUUUGAAGAAGAUGAUGGGAGUCUUCAAUUGGGACGAGAAGACAAUUUCUUUUGGGGAGCUGAAGAAAUGAUAGGACUUUAGGGAAAGGAGAAAUUCUCACCCGAAAGGCGUUGUCGGGGUUUCACAUUGCAAAUGAUCAUCAGGAGCUGGAACCGAUCAAAUACCACUCCUGAAUAUUGUUCCACAGUGAGCAAAUACAACCGAUAUCAAGAUAAGAACGUUCAGAACUUAUUAGGUACUCGUAGUCUUACAUUUUACUAAGAAUUUCAGAGAUUCCAAGGCACCUUACCCCACACUUGCCCCGUAUUUGCAUUCAAGCCCACAGCUGAGGGGCUAUUAACACUAUCCCAUAGCGAUGAUUCCCUACAACCUAGAAGUUUGGAAGAUAGGUUGACUUGAAGAUGAAUUUAAUCCAAGAGUAAGAAUCGAGGUAAUAAAUGAGGGUACACAGGUGAUAUUAGAUCUAAUUAAUUUAAG
Messenger RNA from Hyaloscypha bicolor E, 1794 nucleotides. RefSeq names its product acid protease. Gene Ontology annotation, cellular component: fungal-type vacuole. Gene Ontology annotation, molecular function: aspartic-type endopeptidase activity. The transcript has 3 exons. Bases 92 to 1387 code for a protein of 431 amino acids. The record is from RefSeq and is a predicted model, not a curated record. Gene Ontology annotation, biological process: proteolysis. Lineage: Eukaryota; Fungi; Ascomycota; Leotiomycetes; Helotiales; Hyaloscyphaceae.